AAGGUCUAAGAAAUUGCAACUGAAGAUAAGACAAAAGCACAAUAUUUUACUCAAAAUAUAAAAAUUGCAAUAGACACCUUUGCCUGAGCACUCAGUGGCAACAGAACGCACAAAGAAUUAACUUCUGUACGUGGAUAACGUGCCACCCAUCCCCACGAUUAACAAAAGAAGUGCAAGCACAAGCAUGUCCGUCAUUGAUUUUAUAAAGGGCUUACCCAUAUACGACUCGAACAACUUCACACUGCUGAGCAAUGACCACGGCAUUAGAACAUCGCAAAAGCGUGCCUCCGUUUAUUUGCCCACAGAGGAUACGCCUGACCAGGCGCAGCUAAUAGUGUUGGAUAAAAGGUGCGUACUUCUGAGAUAUCUAACGCAACAGUGGGACAAAAAGACACUCCAGCGAAAGCGCGAACAUGGCAACGACGGCAGCAGUAACAACACCAACAACUCUACAAAUGGCAACAACAGCAAAAAGCGCCCACGCCUGGAGGCCAAUGAGCUCAACUGAGACACUCCCGAUUCUUAUUAAGUACAGCUACUACCGUU
Molecule: messenger RNA, 546 nt
Organism: Drosophila arizonae
Lineage: Eukaryota; Metazoa; Arthropoda; Insecta; Diptera; Drosophilidae
Product: DET1- and DDB1-associated protein 1
Biological process (GO): positive regulation of proteasomal ubiquitin-dependent protein catabolic process
Cellular component (GO): Cul4-RING E3 ubiquitin ligase complex
Source: RefSeq, a predicted model, not a curated record